AUGCCUUUACCUCCGGCUAGUGGAACCGGUAGAUACUUUGUAAAAGCUGCAAAAUCGAUCCGACUUAUUCGCCAAGGAUGCACCAACAGACCUUUCUUUCAUAUAUCAGUAACUCACCGCAAAAGGCUAAACAGCCAGCCAGUGAUAGAACAACUUGGUUCAUAUGACCCAAUGCCAAAUUUCAACAAUGAAAAACUAGUUGCCCUUAAUUUAGAAAGAAUAAAAUUUUGGCUCGGUCAUGGAGCUCAUGUGUCACCCCCAGUUGCAGAAUUGCUUGGUUUGGCUGGAUUCUUCCCCAUCCAUCCCCGUUCAUACAUGACUGCUUGGAGAAAUCGAAGAACAGAAAGAGAGAAUUCAGAAAAGCAGAAAGAAGCUGAAGCUGCUGCGAAAACGGCAGACGCCGCUUAA
Molecule: messenger RNA, 408 nt
Organism: Parnassius mnemosyne (clouded apollo)
Lineage: Eukaryota; Metazoa; Arthropoda; Insecta; Lepidoptera; Papilionidae
Source: the annotation of a GenBank genome assembly